This is a messenger RNA of Diaporthe amygdali, 258 nucleotides long. RefSeq lists its product as uncharacterized. The coding region runs from base 1 to 258 and encodes 85 amino acids. NCBI's taxonomy places the organism in Eukaryota, Fungi, Ascomycota, Sordariomycetes, Diaporthales, Diaporthaceae. The record is from RefSeq and is a predicted model, not a curated record. The transcript is spliced from 2 exons.
AUGUCCAUACAACCUAGUGAGCAGCGAACACUUUCACCGAGCUGCGGCACCAGUGACAUCUCCAACAAAUACGUCAGAGGUAUACUUCAUCCACACGAACCAACUGCGGUGAUGAACAACGCCAAGGACAGACAAGAAAGCACGGGUACGGCAGAAAACCAAGGACCCGACGAUGACGGCCGUGCAGGUCACGAGGGAGGAAACGCGAGCAAUGCCACACCAACCGCCGAGCGCUCCAAGAAGCACCUUGAAUGGUAG